This is a messenger RNA of Plasmodium yoelii, 2598 nucleotides long. Its product is annotated as CKK domain-containing protein, putative. The coding region runs from base 1 to 2598 and encodes 865 amino acids. The record is from RefSeq and is a predicted model, not a curated record. NCBI's taxonomy places the organism in Eukaryota, Apicomplexa, Aconoidasida, Haemosporida, Plasmodiidae. Gene Ontology annotation, molecular function: microtubule binding. The transcript is spliced from 6 exons.
AUGAAUAAAAGUGAAGAAAAUGGACAAACUCAAAAAAAUACUGCUUACAAAACCAACAAAAAAAAAUUGUGUAAAAAUAUAAUGAAUGAAGAACAUCCUUUUUAUGUAAAUUAUGAUAUACUUGUAAAAAAUUAUAAAAAUGAAAAAAAUUAUAUUGAUCUAAACCUUGAAAUUAAUUAUAAUUUAGAAGAAAUAGAAGAAAACAACGAAAAUAUAAAAAAGUGUAUAUUUAUACCCAAUUCGAAAAAUAAGGGUAAUUUAUGUGAGCAAAAAGCUAGAUCAAAAAAUGAAAAAAUAAAUAACCAACAUGAAACUAAUUACAAUAUAGACGCUAAAAAUAAUUUUAUUUCAUCAAAGCACAAAAAAAAAAACAACAACCCAAAUUGUGAAAAUAGAGAAAGUAGUAGAACCAACCAGACAGAUCAUAGUGUAAGUUCUGGAGAAGAAAGGAAAAGAAAUAGAGAUAAAAGUAAAUGUAGAAAUAACAUAAAAAAUAAAAAUAACCAUGAAUCUUAUUCUUCUGAUUCAAAUGGUACCUAUUGCUCAGACUUAUCUGAAAAUUAUUCCGAAAUUGAGAAAAAAAGUAUGAACUUUUCUCAACGAAUUACAUAUGAUGAUAUAAUACCCAAUAAGAUAAAUCUAUAUGAUACAACACUUGAUUUAAAUAGUUACAUGAAUAAUAAAAAUAAAAACAAAGAUCAAAAUGAUGUUGAUUAUAUAUCAUAUGGGGUAAACAAACUAAAACGCGCAAUAUCGAAUAACUCUUCUUUAUUAUUUGCUGAUAAUAAUACUGAAAACUUUAACUACACACAUAAUAAUAAUUCUAGCAGUAAUGACAAUAGAAGUGAUACCAAUCAUACUGAGAUUUACUCGCCAAAUAUUUUUUCGAAGCAACAUAAAUAUGCGUUCCUGGAUCAAUUAUAUUGUUCUAAGGAGGAAGAACGAAACAAUAAUCCGUCCAUCGAAUUAGCAAGAGAAAGGAGCUCACCUAUACGCCUACAAUUUAAUAAAAAGGAUAAAAUAUUAAAUAGAAGAAAAAGUGAAGAUGAUAUAUUAAAUAAAUAUGAAAAAAUAAUAAAAAUAAUGAAAUAUUUAAGAAGGAUAAAAACUCGACAUCCAGAAAUUGAAACUAUUGUUUCUAUUCUGUCUAAUAAUAUUAAAAAUGUCACGUUCAAUUGUGAGAAAAUGUUUUCAUCAAGACGUGAGCUAAAUGACUUCUUAAAAAAAAUAUACAUCUAUCAAAUUUUCCUACUAAAAAAAGUAGUUUUUAAAAAGAAUUAUUCCCCAAAAAAUAAUUACAGUAAAAUAUGCAAUAGCAAAAACCCUUCAACGCAAAAAGUAUCAUUUGUAAAUAUCAAUCAAUCCCAUCUAAGAGACUACUCAGAAAUCCCUGAUGACACAAAGAGAGAUUCUAAUUACUUACUCUACUAUCUAAGCAAAAAUCGUUCCUUUAAUAUACCAAAUAACCUUUUAUAUGAAAAUUCAAAUGUAAAUAAAGAUCAUAUUAAUAAAAAUAGACAAAAUAGUGUUGAUAUGUUAGGCAAUAUACACAAAUAUAUAGAUAAAAAAAGUACAAAAAAUAUAGAAGACAAAACAUAUUAUCCAUGCAUAAAUGAAAAAGAUAGAAAAAACAACAAAAAUAAAAAAUAUAAUAAUAAAAGUAGUGACAAUUCUGACGACGAAAAAAAUCAAAAUUAUAAACGAUAUGAUAAUAAAAUAAAGGAAAAUAAAAAAAAAAAUCAUAAAAAUAACAAGCAUAAUAUCAAUUCUGAUAAUGCAUUAGAUAAAAUCGAACAGUGCCAAGAGAAAAGAGACAUAUUUUCGAAACCAAGAAAGAAUCAUAUAUUAAAUAUAAAAAACGAAUUAACCAAUACAAGAGAAAUAUAUACCAAUGAUGAUAAUAAUAGUAAUACAUUUGUCAAUGCCACAUUAAAUGAAUGCAAGCCAAAUAAAAAUUAUUUAAAGCGGAUUGACAAUGCGGAAGAUAGACAUAUUAUGGAUGAUCCAUAUGCCAAAGGGGAAUCAGAAAAUUCCAAUUUUAAUAUCACACAAAAACGAGGACAAUUUGAAAAAAAAUAUAUGGUUUUAAAAAAGGAACUAAAUAUGAAUGCUCUUAAUUUAGAGAAUAAAUGUGCCCCUAUCAGAAAAAAUAUUUCCGAAAAUGAGAAAUUUCCAAAUAACUCUAUUGAUAAAGAUAAAAAAACUUACGUGUUAUACUAUGAUGUCAAUAAAGAAAUAAAUACCAUAUCUAAUAGAGAUUCUGUUACGCAUGCAUUGAAAACGACCCUUUUAAAUAAACCCCAAAAUUUUGCGGCCCUUCAGAAUUUUUUAUUUAAAAUUGAAGUGGAGCUAGUCGAAUAUAAGCAUUUUAUUUUGUUAAUAACUAAAAAUUUUAAAAAACUGAAUCUAGAAGCUUUAUACGGAUUAAAUGAUUUUUCUGUUUUUGAAAAGGUAUAUGGGAAAAAAAUAGCUCCGAGAUUUUUAGUUUCUCAAAAAGUAAAAAUGUUUUACAAAUAUGAUAUAUUUUAUCAAAGAUUUAAGGAACUUGAGAAUGUUCGAGCAUUCAGUGGAAUUACUGAUGCAGUAGAAUUAAUAUGA